Molecule: messenger RNA, 828 nt
Organism: Neurospora hispaniola
Lineage: Eukaryota; Fungi; Ascomycota; Sordariomycetes; Sordariales; Sordariaceae
Exons: 3
Coding region: 188-790 (200 amino acids)
Source: RefSeq, a predicted model, not a curated record
AGCGCAAGUACCGAACCAUGCGAAAGAGGGGUUGUUCCUGAAACACCACCACCCGUUCACUCUCAAUCGUCAGCCUGUAUAUACCCCGGAUUUCACCCCUCAACCGUCUCACAACUUUUUCACGUCCUGCUUCAAUCAUCACCACCAUCAUUCCCCCAACCAAAAACAUCUCGCGGAACUUCUCAAAAUGACACGAAAACCCACCACCACCUCAAACUCUACAUUCACCACCACCCCCUCCCGCCUCACCCUUCUCUGGCUUCUAGUCUCCCUCCCCCUCGUAAUCUGGGACACCCUCUACGUCCUGCUUCGCCCACACACCAUGCCGGGAGGCGCUCUGCACUACCCCCUCUGGGCACCCUACGAGCUAUACGGACGCGUGGAUUACGUGUACGGAUGGAAGGCGUGGAACGAGCGGAACGGGUUCACGGCCGCGCAAGGGAUGAUGAAUGCGCUGGAGACGGUGAUGUAUUUGGUUUAUGCCUGGGGGGUGUUGGGGGGUGGAAAUGGAAAGGGGGAGGGGAGACGGGGGGCGACGGUGUUGUUGGUGGGAUUUUCGGCGGCGGUGAUGACGUUGAGUAAGACGGUGCUUUAUUGGCUUAAUGAGUAUUACUCUGGGUUUGACAACAUUGGUCAUAACUCGACGUUCGAUCUGAUCUUGUUGUGGAUUAUUCCCAAUGGCGCCUGGCUCGUCUUCCCAUCUGUCAUGAUCUGUACUUUGGGUUCGGAGAUUAUUGAUGGCUUGGCUGGUCCCUCGACUACGGCAGAUCAUUCUAUCAAGGUCGAGUGAACUUUCUGCGGCCACGUCGAUGGCGAUGAGCCGUGGGA